AUGCACACACUGUGUUGUGUUUCGCAACGUUAUGUUGCUGCUAUUGCGUCCCGUUCACUGACAAGAUCCCGUUACUCGAUACAUCACAUUGUUUCUCUAGAAUCUCUGACACGUACUUGUUUCUAUUCUCUUAUAUAUAAGAGCCCACGUUCACUCGGAUCUCAUUCUUUCAUAUUAGAUCUCUCUCUGUCUCAUGGCUAUAUUCUUCUUAUCGUCUCUUUUCAUCUCUGCGCUUCAAUGUCCACAUCAUCAACACAUAUCACAGUCGCUAUGUGCAGCUCCAGCAUCAUUUUAUCUAACAAAAAUAACUUACUACCUCCUUUGCUGUUACCUAAUCUAUAUAAUGAUGCAAAAAAUUUGCGUACUUUGAAUUUAGACCACACUAAUUUGUAUAAAUUUGCUGCUAUUGCAGUCGACUCAUCAUCCAGCGAGCACAAGCCGCUGUUUUAUUUGAAUACGGCAAAUAAAACGGACAGACAAUAUAAAAUUGGGAAAAAAAAUGCUGACGUCGAGAGAAAACUGCAAUUCCCGUCUCCUUCCGCAUCUCCACAACCAUUUCUGCAGCAGCCGGUUUCACCCGUUGGCACAAGGGAUGAAAAUUAUGACAACAAGAGCAGUAACAGUAAGGCAAAAGCAUUUACUAGAAGACAAAGAAUCGGACCAAGUUGCGAUAAUUGCCGUUCGAAGAAAAUUAAAUGCAAUGCCACUAUUGAUAUCGUCUUUCAGAAUAAUGCGGUAUUGAAUUUAUUCACAAAAAAUUUACAUCAUUUCAUUACACUGGAUGAAUUGAAGUUCUUUCAGUCAAUAAACCAUAUCGAUGCAACAACUGCAGCUUUGAAACAGAGUUUGGCACAGAUAGACCAAAACGAACUCUUAACCAACGAGCUUUACCUAGUUAAACAUCUAGACAAAAUCAUAUUGUUUAAACCUUGUUCUCAUUGCAAUAAGAAAUCAAACUCAAAAAAAUCAAAUGACUUGGAAAACAGUAAUUGCUGUCAAUUUCCAAAAGGUUUCACAAGAGCAGACAUUGGUGCGUUCAAUAAAGUUAUUAAAAAAAUGUCAACCACGGGAACUAAGUUACAACCAUCAGAUCAAAAUAUAUACAAUUUGAUUGUCGACGAUUUAUUCAAACAAUGA
Tetrapisispora phaffii CBS 4417 is the source of this 1137-nucleotide messenger RNA. RefSeq names its product Sut1p (gene SUT1). The transcript has a single exon. The record is from RefSeq and is a predicted model, not a curated record. Gene Ontology annotation, biological process: regulation of DNA-templated transcription. Lineage: Eukaryota; Fungi; Ascomycota; Saccharomycetes; Saccharomycetales; Saccharomycetaceae. Bases 1 to 1137 code for a protein of 378 amino acids. Gene Ontology annotation, molecular function: DNA-binding transcription factor activity, RNA polymerase II-specific; zinc ion binding.